Staurois parvus is the source of this 321-nucleotide messenger RNA. The record is from the annotation of a GenBank genome assembly. Lineage: Eukaryota; Metazoa; Chordata; Amphibia; Anura; Ranidae.
CAGUUGAAUGCAAUGCAACACUCAUUCCAAAUCAGGGGCGGACAGACCAUUUGGGAACUUGGGCACUGCCCAAGGGCCCGGGGUCAGUAGGGGGCCCCAUGAGAUUCCCCUGGUACAUAGGCUUUUUGGGGUGUGGUUUGAGUGUGGACGAGGACACAGGGGCCCCAUGAUCCCCUAUUGCCCAGGGGCCCCAUGAGUUGUCAGUCCGCCCCUGUUCCAAUUAUAUAUAAUUGAACAGUCCAGUGUUGCAGCACUCCAUUAUCAGUAAUCAAAACCCAGGUUCUCCCCAGAUAGAUGACCUUGCAGAGCACCCUUUGGGGU